This is a messenger RNA of Zingiber officinale, 1719 nucleotides long. RefSeq names its product glycosyl hydrolase 5 family protein-like. Bases 106 to 1719 code for a protein of 537 amino acids. Gene Ontology annotation, molecular function: hydrolase activity, hydrolyzing O-glycosyl compounds. The transcript is spliced from 3 exons. The record is from RefSeq and is a predicted model, not a curated record. Lineage: Eukaryota; Viridiplantae; Streptophyta; Magnoliopsida; Zingiberales; Zingiberaceae.
GCGACGACAUCUCCGCUGUCGACGUCGAAGCGGUGGAUCGUGGACGCCGGGUCCGGCGAGCGUGUGAAGCUGGCAUGCGUGAACUGGCCGUCUCACCUGGAGCCGAUGGUGGCGGAGGGGCUGUCGAAGCGGCCGCUGGACGAGAUAUCCAAGGCGAUAGGAACUAUGGGGUUCAACUGCGUCCGACUCACCUGGCCGACGUUCCUCGCUACUAACGACUCCCUCGCCAGCCUCACCGUCCGACAGUCCUUCGAGCGACUCAGCGCCCUGAAUUUCACCGAUGUCUCAUUAAUCGAACGCCACAAUCCAGCUCUCAUCGACCUCCCUCUCAUCGAAGCUUAUCAGGCUGUAGUUUCAAAUCUUGGAGACAACAAUGUGAUGGUGAUAUUGGACAACCACAUAAGCAAGCCAGGGUGGUGCUGCAGCAGAACCGACGGUAAUGGCUUCUUCGGAGACACCUACUUCGACCCGAACAUGUGGGCGGAAGGCCUAAACUACAUGGCCACUCUAUUCAGAUCGCAUAAGAACGUGAUCGGGAUGAGCUUGAGGAACGAGCUGAGAGGACCGAGACAAAACGUGGAAGAUUGGUUUAAGUACAUGGCAAUGGGAGCCGAGGCAGUGCAUGCGGCUAACAAGGACGUGCUCGUCAUCCUCUCCGGCCUUAGCUUUGACAACGAUCUAAGCUUUCUGUCCACGAGGCAACUGAAUGUGAGCUUUUCUAGGAAGCGCAAACUCGUGUUCGAGGUGCACUGGUACUCCUUCUCCGACAGCGAGGCGUGGCGUAACGGCAACCCGAACGACGUCUGUGGGAGCAUCUCCGGCAGCGUCACCAACAAGGCCGGCUUCCUGCUCCAACGCAAGUUUCCUCUGUUCCUUAGUGAGUUUGGGAUGGACCAGAGGGGAGUGAAUGUGGAGGACAACCGAUAUUUCAGCUGCGCCAUGGCAUAUGCCGCAGACAAGGAUUUGGAUUGGUCACUGUGGACGUUGCAAGGGAGUUAUUAUCUCAGGGAAGGCGUCGUGGAGUUGGAGGAGGUGUAUGGCGUUCUCUCAUUGAACUGGACUACAGUUCGGAACCCAACCCAGUUGCAGAGGGUCCAAUCCAUACAGCAACCUUUUCGAGGUCCAGGUUUCUCUGAUGUUCCACCCUACAAGAUUAUCUUCCAUCCCUUGACUGGUCACUGCGUCACACUCGACUCCUCUCGACGGCUCACGCUUGCAGUAGGCCCUUGCAGCCAAAUGUGGAGCUACGGUCACCACAAAACUUUGUCACUGAACACUACAGGUUCAACGCCUUCCUGCAUCACCGCCGUCGGGGUCGGAAUGCCCGUCGCGCUGGCAGAAUGCGACCGUGUGACGAGCUCCAAGUGGGCGCUUUUGUCCUCCUCCCACAUGCACGUGUCGACCAAAGUUGCCGGCGGCAAUGCGACUGUGUGCUUGGAUGUUGGCGGCGACGGCAGGAGCUUGAUCACGAAUCCUUGCCGGUGCUUGGGUGGGGACGCGAGGUGUGACCCCGAGGGCCAGUGGUUUAAGUUGGUCACCUCCACCAGACUUUGUGACUACACUUGUCUCCAAGAGCCUUCAAGAACUGACAGUGAAAAUGUGGAGAAGCUCGCUGAGAUCGCCGUUGUAGAUCACACUGUAGUCGCUGGAGAGGAAUGCGCGAAGAAGACGCUCACCAACGGCUAUAACCUAUGCAACGGUCAUAUCCCAAUUGAUUGA